GGCAGCGAGCUGACCUGCAAGAUGGAUCAUUUUGUUCAAAGGCUAUAAGUUAUGAUGUUUGCCUUUUAAAAAGUAAACGCUCCUCGGAAUUGCAUGGGCUGCACCCCUGACGGAAGGGACGGCAUGCGUGCGCAGCGGCCGCCCUGGCUGCUGCUCUUAGCGGCGCUUCGCGUGGCUUCUGGCUUGCCAACUCCAGAAAACUUCGAUGUAGAUGGUGGACUUGACCAGGAUAUAUUUGACAUCAAUGAAGAUUUCGGACUGGAUCUUUUCGAGGGAGACAUCAGACUUGAUAGGGCACAAAAUAGAAAUUCCAUAAUUGGAGAGAAAUACAGAUGGCCUCAUACCAUUCCCUAUGUUCUGGAAGACAGCUUGGAAAUGAAUGCUAAGGGAAUUAUCCUUAAUGCAUUUGAGCGCUACCGCCUAAAAACAUGCAUCGACUUCAAGCCUUGGACUGGAGAAGCUAACUACCUCUCAGUCUUCAAGGGCAGUGGCUGCUGGUCUUUAGUGGGAAACAGGCAAGUCAGGAGGCAGGAACUCUCCAUCGGGGCCGGCUGUGACAGGAUAGCCACUGUUCAGCACGAGCUCCUCCAUGCACUGGGCUUCUGGCACGAGCAGUCGCGCUCCGACAGAGAUGACUAUGUCAGGAUAAUUUGGGACAGAAUUCAACCAGACAAAGAGCACAAUUUCAACACCUAUGAUGACCAAGUAUCAGACUCCCUGAACAUCCCCUAUGAUUACACCUCGGUCAUGCACUACAGUAAAACUGCAUUCCAGAAUGGAACAGAGCCAACAAUUGUAACAAAAAUCUCCAACUUCAUGGAUGUGAUUGGCCAGCGAAUGGACUUCAGUGAAUAUGACCUCUUGAAGCUGAAUCAACUGUAUAACUGUUCCUCAUCCUUGAGCUUUAUGGACUCGUGCGAUUUUGAACUGGAAAAUGUGUGUGGUAUGAUUCAAAGUUCAAGCGACAGUGCUGACUGGCAGCGGGUUUCCUGGGCCCCCGGGGGCCCUGGGAGUGAUCACUCCAACAUGGGCCGGUGCACAGGCUCUGGUUUCUUCAUGCAUUUCGACAGCAGCUCUGUCAGUGUGGGGGCCAUAGCCAUCCUGGAAAGUAGAACACUGUACCCCAAAAGAGGAUUUCAGUGCCUGCAACUUUUCUUAUACAAUAGUGGAAGUGAGAAUGACCAGCUGAACAUCUACAUCCGGGAGUAUUCUGCAGGCAGUGUGAAUGGUACCUUAACCCUUGUGGAAGAAAUAAAAGAUAUACCCACUGGAAGCUGGCAGCUUUACCAUGUGACCUUGGAAGUGACCAGCAAAUUCCGAGUGGUCUUUGCAGGGGUCAGAGGCCCUGGAGCAUCACAGGGUGGCCUGUCUAUGGAUGACAUCAAUCUUUCAGAAACACGAUGCCCUCACCAUGUCUGGCACAUAAGGAAUUUCACACAGUUCAUUGGCAGCCCAAAUGGAAUUCUAUAUAGCCCUCCAUUUUAUUCUUCUAAAGGCUAUGCCUUUCAGAUUCACUUGACUCUGAGCCAUUUGACUAAUGCAGGCAUAUAUUUGCACUUGAUCUCUGGAGCCAAUGAUGAUCAAUUGCAGUGGCCAUGUCCUUGGCAACAAGCCACGAUGACACUCUUGGAUCAAAACCCUGACAUCCGGCAGCGUAUGUCCAACCAGCGGAGUGUGACUACAGACCCACUUAUGACCACUGAUAAUGGAACCUAUUUCUGGGACAGGCCAUCCAAAGUGGGGGCAGUGGCUUUUUUCCCUAACGGAACUCAGUUUAACAGAAGCAUGGGUUAUGGGACCAGCGCCUUUAUAACCUAUCAGAGGCUGAAGAGCAGAGACUUUAUAAAAGGAAAUGACGUUUAUAUCCUCCUGACAAUGGAAGACAUAUCCCACCUGAAUUCCACACAAAUGCAGCCAAUCCCAACCUCCGGCAACAGUGACCUUUGUUCAGACGUCAAAUGUGAGAACGAUGGGAUCUGCGUGGUCCGGGACGGCAACGCCGAGUGCAGGUGCUCCUCAGGGGACGACUGGUGGUACUCGGGGCAGAGGUGUGAGAAGAGGGGCUCCACCCGGGACACCAUCAUUAUCGCCGUGUCCUCCACUGCAGCCGUGUUCGCCCUCAUGCUGAUAGUCACACUGGUCAGUGUCUACUGCACCAGGAACAAGUAUCGUGCAAAAGGAAGUUCACCUGGGGCGGAUCUGACACUGGAGAAUCAGCAUACAUUUUGAAGAUUAACUCAACAAUACGCCAGCGAAUGAAAUUAAAAAGCAUUCUUCAUCAUGAAUUUCACCCAAAAUAAGUGACAGCUACUUCAUUCUUCUAUAAAUGGAUCUCCUGUAAAUAGCUUCUCUAUAAAUACUACAAAUCAUUAUUUUGCUAAAUGGCUAACUGGUAAAAUGUUUGUGCUUUGUUUUUGAAGAGGGGAAGCAAUUCAGGCCUCUCUGGAAGUGUAACUCAGAAGCUAUAGGAGGGGGUGUGACAGCCAGAGACAGAUUUCGGCAUUAACUAUCCUUCUCUUUGGGAGCCAAGCAUGGUAGGCUCACGGGCGAUUCCCUAGACACCCAACGGAAACACCCAGUGGGAAUGAUCUUCCAGCAGAGUCUCUGCCUUUCCAAGCUGCCCUAUCUGAAGUACAGAGGGGCAGCAAGAAGCCCCCUUUCUCCCUGGGGACAUGUGCUCCUCUAAAACUGGCCACACUCUUGUCAUCUUGCAUAAACCCUUUAGGUAGGGAGCUUGGUUUGGAAUUUGAAGGUACACCUGCAUUCAGCAGGACAGCUUUGAAUGGCUGGAACAGUGGUUCUCAAAGCUUUGGGUCUCAAAGCCUUUCAUGCUUAACAUUAUUGAAGGUCCUAGGGUGCCUUUGCUUCUAUGCACCCGGUUUAUCAGUACUUAUCUUACCAGAAAUUCAAACCAGGUCAAUUUAAAACCAUGCAUUUCCUAGUCACUUAAAAUAAUAAGCCCAAUACAUGUUGACAAAAAUAGUAUUUUUCAUGAAAAAUAACUAUCACCCAAAACAAAAGAAAAUUCAGCAAAAAGAAGAGUGUAGCUUUAUAGUUUUUAUAAAUUCCUAAUGUCUGAAUCAAUAGGAAACAGCUGAGUUAUGUACAUGUGUGCAUUCAGAGUGUUGUGAUAUAUUAUCUUUAUUGAAGGAUAUGAAAUAAAGCUAAUUUGCACAGAUAUUAGUUGGAAAGUGAGAUGUAUUUGAAUAAUUUUUCAAGAAAUUGUGGCUAUUAUUUUUGAAUACUUUGUUGAAAGUUGAUAAAUGGCAAUUUAUUAAAGGUUAGCUGCAAUUGGAAUCUGAAACCACAUGAAUGAACUUUUAUACUCUGUUGUAACUCUGGGGGAAAUUCCGGGACAAAAUACCUUUGAAAUCGAAAUCAGUCAAAGCGAGAAAUAAAGUGGCAGAAACCCG
Molecule: messenger RNA, 3413 nt
Organism: Manis javanica (Malayan pangolin)
Lineage: Eukaryota; Metazoa; Chordata; Mammalia; Pholidota; Manidae
Gene: MEP1B
Product: meprin A subunit beta
Biological process (GO): proteolysis
Cellular component (GO): membrane
Molecular function (GO): metalloendopeptidase activity; protein binding; zinc ion binding
Source: RefSeq, a predicted model, not a curated record